Molecule: messenger RNA, 1206 nt
Organism: Trichomonas vaginalis G3
Lineage: Eukaryota; Parabasalia; Trichomonadida; Trichomonadidae
Exons: 1
Coding region: 1-1206 (401 amino acids)
Source: RefSeq, a predicted model, not a curated record
AUGUUGAAACCAGUUACAUCAAUGCCAUUAAUCCGCAUUCUUCCUGAGAGUGAUAAAAAGUAUGAGAAAUUUAUCACAAAAGAAAAAACAGAUGAUAGCUUUGAGAUAAGUGAAGCUAUUACUGUUCUGACAUCUCAAAAAUGCUAUUUCAACUCACAAAUCAUCGAAAGCGCUGAAGAAAGAACAGUACUCAAUGACGAUGUUUAUGCAAUUACACAAUUUCUUGAUAAAGCAUCUGAUUACAAGAUUGAUGCAUUAAGAAGUACUUUGAUGCAAGAUAUUUCAAUAGGACAGAAAUCAAUUAAAUACUUAGAUCGUAUAGUUGUUAUGUUCCAAAAAGCUGGUCUCGAAAUCGAUAGAUUUACGAGUUUUAUUCAAGAACAUUCAGAUGAAUAUUACGUAUACGCGAGAGAAUUCAUCGAGGAGAUCACCGGUGAUAAGAAAUAUAUGACUAAGUUUAUAAAGAUCCUAAAAUACAUCAAAAAAAUAAAACUUCCUGAUUUAUCGACAAUUCCUAAAAAUAUGUGCUUCUAUGUUAGUGGUACAUACGAGAAUCAAGUAAUAAAUCGAAUAAAGACAAAAUUUAAUGAACUUACCGCUGCGGAUUCUACUUUUAUUAUCGAAUCUCUUUCAAAGAACGUUCCUUACGAAGUUGCAGAAGAUACAUUCUUCUCCAUCGCCUGGCAGAUCCGCCAGUUCCCUUGGACGGUAGAACCUUUCUGUAUUCCUGUUUUAGAAAGAUUGAUUCCAAAAACAAUGAAUGUUCCAUUCCUUUCAGAUAAAUAUGCAAUGAUGACAUUAUCAGAGUUAUCGAGAAUGCCAGAAUGGCCAUACUACAGCUGUGUUGAUGAAAUUAACACGAUCGUUUUCGAAAUCAAUCCAUUUAACAUCGCCAGAACAUUUUGGAACGUUAUUAACAAAAUACCAGAGAUAAUAAAGCAAACUGUACCAAAUUUGGACGAAGAUUUCGCUUUAGAUUUCGAUACUUUAUUCAAAAUUUUAGUUUUAAUCGUUUUUGCAACUUGUAACCCCGAGAUUACUUUCCACAUUGCAUUUUCCUCUGCAUAUCGAGAGGCUGUCGUUGAUGAUUUUGAAUUAUCAUACGCAAUGAAUUAUUUACAAGGCCUUUAUGCAUAUUUACUCAGAUUCAACUACUACGACUUGUUAGAAAAGUCUAAGAAUCUCAGAAACCAAUCCAAGAAAUAA